UGUCUUGAUCGAGAACAAGCAAUGCAGUGGAUUAAGAAAGAAAGGCUUCCAGCAUUUCUAGAAAGUGACUGUUACUUUGAAUACAGGCUAGCUAAAUUGAUAUCACAGGUAGAAUGGAGCAAGACUGGAAUUAAUUUCAUUAUAGAUAGUGACUACUAUCCCUGGAUAAGGAAGCAAGAUGCAAGUUCUCCCCCUGCUGAGGACGACACCUCAUUGAUUAUGAAGAAGUUCUACAUAUCGCUUGGCCAGGCUACAGUUUCUCAGAACAAGCAUCCUGUAGCUUCUAGUCAAAUUCAAGAUAUUCAGUGUUUGCCUGGGCAGCAUGAAAGAGACAAUUCAUUAAGUGAAAAAGAUAGCCUUCUGGGUAAGUAACAGGCAAAAGCCAACAUUAUUAGGGAGAGAUCCAGAGCGGUUGAGGAGGGUUCUUCUGUGGCUGUUGCUGAACCUCCUUCCCACACUCAGUUAAGAGUUUGUCUAGACCCAAAAUGGGACAGUGCAGCAGCAGAAGAAAAUGGACAAGAAAGCAUGACUUUUCAGACACCAGAAGAAUUCAUACCAGCUUAUACUCAAUUUGCAAUGAAGGAACCUGUCUCAGAACUGACCCGCCAGCCAGCUGCUGACAUUGAGAGCUUGGACUCCAAGGGAGAUGUAAGAGAACGAGAUACUGAAGAAGCAAGCUUAAGAUCAAGUUCUGAAAGUGAUGGGGCAGACAGUAGGGCUGCCUGGUGUGUUAGUCACAGGACUUACGACACUGGGAACAGACAAGAUUUUGAAAGAUUCAAGAAGUUCAUUAAAGGAACACUUGGGGAGAGGUACUGGUGGCUCUGGAUGGAUAUUGAAAGACUAAAAUCUCUCAAGGACACUACAAGGCAGCAAAGGCAACUCAGUAAGAUGAAAAGACUGUAUCUGCUGAGCAGUGGAGAUUAUUUCCUCAGUUCGGAAGUGUUACUCAGACUUGAUCUACUGCAUGGAGAUCAGUGGAAUAUAAGGCAUUUGAGACGGAUUCAGCCUGAAGUAGUGAAACCUCUUCUUCUUUACUGGGGUCCCAGAUUUUGUGUCACUCAUUCAACAGCAAUAGAAACUGCCAGUGCAAAACUGAAGUUCUGGCACACAUUGCAAGAGAGACGAAAGGUGGACAUUGAUCCUUUUCCACAAAUUGUAUCAUUGCUACCAUUGACACCUAAGUCUGGCAUGCCCAGGAUACAACUUUCCCUUCCUCAGGGAAAAAGUGCUGCUGGCAGUGUUGUCUUAAGGGGAUCAAGAAUGGAAAGCAUGCUGCAGUCUCUUUAUUUGGAGAACAGAGCAGGCUACUACUUCACACACUUCUGUGAGAAGUCAGGGAAUAAGCUGUGGAAGAACAGUGCGUACUUUUGGUUUGACCUACAGGCUUAUCAUCAACUUUUCUACCAAGAAACUCUUCAUCCUUUCAAAAUAUGCAAGCAAGCUCAAUUCCUCUAUGCAACUUACAUUGCCCCAUCUGCCAGUAUGGACAUUGGACUUCAUCAGAGGAAGAAAAACAUGAUUUAUCAGAAAAUUGACCCAGCUUUUGAGGAUCUUUUUGACCCAGCAGAAGAAUAUAUUCUCACUGUUCUGCUAGAACCGUGGAUGAAGAUGGUGGAAGCAGACAAAUACACUUACGGAAAGGUGGAGUUGGUGGAAGAAACUCGACAGCUGGACUCCGUGUACUUUAGAAAGCUCCAGGCUUUGCAUCAAGAGAGUGGUUCCAAGAAGGAUGAGAGUACUGUUGGUGACACUGGUCUGCCAUCCUGCCCUGCUGCUCUGAAAGAAGAUCGGCACUUGCGUCAAGUUCCCAAACAAUUGGCAGUUCCUGACCUGAUCCACGACAAAGAGAAGUUAGAACGGUUCUGGGCUUUUCUUCAUGAGCAUUCUGCGGGCAUGGAUCUCAUGUGCUGGCUAGAUAUUGAACAGUUCAGAAAGAUGCUCCCCAAGGAUAAAGAAAAAAGGGAGGAAAAAUGUAAGGACAUUAAAUACAAGUACUUAAACAAAAAGUACUUCUUUGGACCCAACAGCCCAGCUACCAGAGAACAACAAGAACAGCUAAUGCAUCCAGGUGGAGGACGGGGACAAAUCCUUCAUGAUCGGCUUUCGGCAGCAGUCCUGCUAAAAAUUCAGCAAUGCGUCCAGAAGAGAUUAGAAAAACAAUGGCUGCCAUUGUUCCUGGCAGAUGAGCACCGUGGGUCAGAGGGACGAGCAAAGAUGAGUGACAUAACUGAAGAUCUUUCACGCCAAAAACAGAAGAGGACCAGGAUGUGGAAGCAUGUGGACAAUAAGUGGGUUUCUUCAUCCAGGGAAAAAAUUGCUUUCCGCAAAGCGCUGUUGAAUCCAGUAACAGCAAAGCAGUUUCAACGCUUUGUGUCACUGAAAGGAGACCUACUGGAGAACGGAGUGCUCUUUUGGCAAGAGGUACAGAAGUAUAAGGAUUUAUGCCAUUCUCAUUGUGAUGAUGCUACAGUCCAGAAAAAGAUCACGGCUAUUAUUGACUGCUUUAUUAGUUCUGCCGUACCCCCAGCUUUGCAGAUUGACAUCCCAGCUGAACAAGCAAAGAAGAUUCUGGAGCAUAGGAAGGAAUUAGGACCUUACAUUUUCAGAGAAGCACAGAUGACUAUUUUUGCUCUUCUGUUUAAAUUUUGGCCAAAAUUCUGUAAGUUUCGAAGAAAUUUGGCUAGUGAUAAAAUUCUACUUGCCUUGGAGAAAAAAAAGGGGAAAAAGAUGCAAAAGAAGGAAGGCAAAACAGCAGAGGGUAAGGAAGUGGAUACAAAACUCAUCAGUCUGUCAAGCGGUGCUUUGGUAGAUGAGAUUGGUGUGGAGAGAGGACCAGCAUCAUUUUCAAAUGGAUAUGGGUGGCAGACUUCCUGGUCCUAUUCCAAGUACAUAGAAGCCUUGGAGCUGGAGAGAAUACUCCUUAAAAUGCAAGAAGAUCUGGAGGAAAACUCAUCAUCAUCCCUUACAGGUACCUCAUCUAUGUCCUUCCCAAAGUCUGGAAACUCUGAAAAAUCCUCCAUUUCUCCAAAGGGUAGAGUGACUUUGGAGAAACACUCAAAUCUUCCCAAGAAACAGAAA
This is a messenger RNA of Eurypyga helias (sunbittern), 3081 nucleotides long. RefSeq names its product regulator of G-protein signaling 22 (gene RGS22). Gene Ontology annotation, molecular function: G-protein alpha-subunit binding. The record is from RefSeq and is a predicted model, not a curated record. The transcript is spliced from 21 exons. The annotation marks the transcript as partial. Lineage: Eukaryota; Metazoa; Chordata; Aves; Eurypygiformes; Eurypygidae. Gene Ontology annotation, biological process: regulation of signal transduction.